Messenger RNA from Lachnellula hyalina, 2124 nucleotides. RefSeq lists its product as uncharacterized. NCBI's taxonomy places the organism in Eukaryota, Fungi, Ascomycota, Leotiomycetes, Helotiales, Lachnaceae. The record is from RefSeq and is a predicted model, not a curated record. The annotation marks the transcript as partial. The transcript is spliced from 4 exons.
AUCGAGGGUAUCAGGACCUUGCAGCUGCAGUGGAUCUCUCUGCACGAGAAGGACAGCAUUAACGCCGAGGCGUUUUUGACGGUGAGGACAUCAGGGAGCAAGGUAUGGCAGGAGUUGUACGGUGGGCCGCAGAGCAGUUCUGCGAGGGCAGUGCGAGAAGCCUAUAUGAACCCUUUGAUUUCCCCCUCUGUCAUCAUUUUCCAGUCCAGUUUGUGCAGCCAGCAGCAAGCAGAGAAUUUCUUGAAUACUUCUAAUCAUUUCCACACACUCGAAAUGGCCACUUUUGUCCCCAUCUCUUAUACUUAUGUGCCGACUGCUCCACGCUCCAAGAGCACAGCAACUCGCUACAAACCUGCCCCGAAGCAAUUCAGCAUCCUCAACAAGCUUCAGCACAGCAAGCUGAGUGAAGCAGCACUUAACAUGGCCCGACUAGCAGCAGCUGAUAAUAGUGGAAGAGACAAGCUUGGAAUCCGAGAAACCGGCACGGUCUACGACGGCAAUAACAACGACUGCGACCUUUCCUCCAUCGAACAACUGCUAUAUACCACGCUACAGAAGGAGGGCUUUGCAGCGAAGGAUUAUGUAGAAGAUCCAAUUGUGCUGCUGGGCGGUGACGACUCAAGUGCCUCUGGAGCCGAAGUCGAUGAUGUUAGUCUCUGUGCCGAAAGUGUAGCAGCAGACGAGGAUCUUCUCGAUAGCCUAGAGACUGCCGUUGACUCGACAACUCUGGCUCCUUCUAAUCUCGAUGAAUGGCACAAUAUUGAUAACUUCCUCGAGACUCCACGCUUGCAGCUUGCCGAGCAAAAACCUUCGACGUCUAAUCCUACACGCCCUCGUACUUCUUUCUCUUCCCGUGCCUCGAGCGAGCCAUUGAAUGACCACAUUAGUGCAGCAGACCACUGUACGGUCCGCGCUAGAUCCGAGGUCAUAAUGUCCCAUCCUGCUUGUCCUUAUAGUCAAUCCCCAGAUCAUCUUCCUACAGAUCAAAGCGCGGUAGACAAACAGCAGCAGGAGGAUGACGAUAACGACAACGAGGAUGGCAAGCAGCUGCAGCACGAGGUGAAAGAAGAUGUAAUAGCAGCGCUGACGAGCGAAAAGGUUGGCGACACCCAUCUAUUCAGCAAGAAGAAUAAAAGCUCAGAAUUCGCCAACCGCGAUCCAUCUCCAGAGCCAAGUGAAGACAAGUUGAGAAGCGAUAGCUGUAGCGACGACGAGUUUAACAACAAUCCCAAGUCGGACGAGGAUUAUAGGAGGCCAAGUUCUAUUAAGCGGAAACGACCAUCCUCAUCCAUCAAUGGCCCAAUGCAAAAGAAGCGCAAGUACCAUCUUGGGCAGAGAUCUAUUCGUCAACAUAGACCACACUCCAAACCCCAUCGACACUAUCCGAAAUCACACUCUCCUCCUGAUCAAGGUUUGAGAGUCGCCGUAGAAUCCAGUGGAAAGGGUCGAUUGCCUUCGCCGGCGCCUUCACAAGCCACGGACACAGAGAUGCCAUCUAACUGCAGCGACCUUGGCGGAUCGUCUAGAAGCAUCCUACCGACGCUAAUUGAAGUUACCUUCUGUCCGCAAUCCCUACAUUGCUGCUCCUUUACAGCAGUGAUCCGGGAGGGUUGUGAUAGGCGAGGAGUCUCUUUCAGUCAGGUUGCCCGGCUCAUCGAAAGCACCAGCCAUAUUAGGAAGAUUAAUGACUUCACGGUCAAGCCGAUCAAGCAACAUUCGUUCUUCGUGACUGGCUUUAGCUGGCAUGCCUCAUCCCGCCUCUCGUCCAGCGGAACGACUGUGUCGACUGCCGCGGAGGCAAGCCCUAUCCUCGACGACACCCUUUCAACCAUACUCCAGCAUGGCAGAGCCGUAGAUGCCAGGACUGUUACACAGCAAGGGAGUGAGUCAGCAAGCAGCGAUGAUGACAGUGGUUUAAGCAACGAUGACGGUUGUUUGAGCGAGGAUGAGCAGAAGUGUUCAAGCACGACCAAGCAUAGUCGAUGGUCAGACCUAGACGAGCAGCGCUUACUGGUAUACAAGAAAGAGGGCAAGUCUUGGGAGUGGAUCUUUGGCAAGUUCCCAAGCAGGACUUGGCCCGCAAUACGUACGCGCUGGAACAUGGUCCGACCCAGAGGCGACUAG